Eupeodes corollae is the source of this 763-nucleotide messenger RNA. Its product is annotated as phospholipase A2-like. The record is from RefSeq and is a predicted model, not a curated record. Gene Ontology annotation, biological process: phospholipid metabolic process; arachidonate secretion. The transcript has 2 exons. Lineage: Eukaryota; Metazoa; Arthropoda; Insecta; Diptera; Syrphidae. Bases 118 to 687 code for a protein of 189 amino acids.
UCAAACUACAACCAUUCCAAGUGCAACCUUCAUCAGUGUUAGAACUUCUAGGAGUACAUUUUCAACAGAAAAAAACUUUCAAUCUAAAUUUCAAAUCGUGUCUUACAUUUUUAAAAAAUGAAUUAUUUCAUCGGAAUAACUUUGCUCUUGACAGCAAAUUUGAUGUUAGUCGAUCUUGCAUCAAUUGAAAACCGAGUACCCGAUAUUGUCAGCUUGUUACCUUUACCAACAAUGCCUCCAGUUGUAAGCAGUAUUUUCCCCGGCACUAGUAAUUGGUGUGGAAUCGGUGUUAGCCCACCCACCGCAUUAACAGCUAUGGGACCACUCAAUGCAACUGAUAGUUGCUGCCUUGCUCAUCAACAAUGCGAAGAAGUGAUCGAACCAAUUGGAACUUUGCAUACACUUGAAAAUCCAUCAUUAAUUAAAAAAUUCAGCUGCCAAUGUGAAGAAGACCUUCUUAAUUGCCUCAAGGAAACCAACGAUACACCUUCGAAUAUUUUUGGAGAAGCUUAUUUCGGUCUUGUGGACAAAUGCUUUGCCGAAGAACAUCCAGUAGUUGAAUGUGUUGAAUAUCAAUCGGGACCAUUGGGAGCUGGCAAAAGGUGUGUUAAUUAUAAAUUUAACGAAACCCAACCAAAAAUGUAUCAAUACUUUGAUGUUCCAUAUUACUCAUUUGCUUUGGGUUAAAAUCAAUUUUUGUAUUGUAAAUUAAUGUUCUUCUGAUGAAGUAACAGACAUAAAUAAAUAUUUUCAUUAUAUUAAA